Molecule: messenger RNA, 1969 nt
Organism: Sinocyclocheilus rhinocerous
Lineage: Eukaryota; Metazoa; Chordata; Actinopteri; Cypriniformes; Cyprinidae
Product: citrate synthase, mitochondrial
Exons: 11
Coding region: 98-1504 (468 amino acids)
Biological process (GO): citrate metabolic process; tricarboxylic acid cycle; carbohydrate metabolic process
Cellular component (GO): mitochondrial matrix
Source: RefSeq, a predicted model, not a curated record
UUACAACCUUCACUGUGAGCGCGGUAUCGAGAGGGGCACCUUCAAGCAGGGGUCGAUAAAGAACCACUUGUAAAAUUUAUACACACAUACAAGAACAAUGUCCUUCCUCUCUAUCAGCAGACUAGCUCCAAGGCUCCUCAGUUCAAAGAAUGCAGCAUGUGUUGUUGUGGCUGCCAGAAAUGUCAGUGCAUCCACGAAUUUGAAAGACGUCCUGGCAGACCUCAUCCCUAAAGAACAGAGCAGGAUCAAGAACUUCAGACAGCAGCAUGGCAAAACCACAGUUGGUCAGAUCACAGUGGACAUGGUUUAUGGAGGAAUGAGAGGCAUGAAGGGUUUAGUGUACGAGACAUCUGUGCUCGACCCCGAUGAGGGCAUCCGUUUCCGUGGUUACAGCAUUCCAGAGUGUCAGCAGCUGUUGCCCAAGGCUCCUGGUGGAGAGGAGCCGCUGCCAGAGGGUCUGUUCUGGCUGCUGAUCACAGGACAGGUGCCCACUGAGGAGCAGGUGAAUUGGUUGUCUAAGGAGUGGGCUAAGCGUGCGGCUCUUCCCUCUCACGUGGUCACCAUGCUGGACAACUUCCCCACCAACCUGCACCCCAUGUCUCAGUUCAGUGCUGCCGUCACGGCUCUGAACAGCGAGAGCAGUUUCGCUCGGGCGUACUCUGAGGGAGUUAACAAGGCCAAGUACUGGGAGUUUGUGUACGAGGACUCCAUGGACUUGAUUGCCAAGCUCCCCUGCGUGGCGGCCAAGAUCUACCGUAAUUUGUACCGUGAAGGCAGCAGCAUCGGUGCCAUCGACUCCAACCUGGACUGGUCACACAACUUCACCAACAUGCUGGGCUACAGCGAUCCACAGUUCACAGAACUCAUGAGGCUCUACCUCACCAUCCACAGUGACCAUGAGGGUGGAAAUGUCAGCGCACACACUAGUCACCUGGUAGGCAGUGCCCUGUCCGACCCCUACCUCUCCUUUAGCGCUGCUAUGAAUGGUCUGGCCGGACCCCUGCACGGACUGGCCAAUCAGGAGGUGUUGGUAUGGCUGACAGCCCUGCAGAAGGAGCUCGGUGGUGAGGUGUCCGAUGAGAAAAUGAGAGAUUACAUUUGGAACACGCUCAAAUCAGGCAGAGUGGUGCCAGGCUAUGGCCACGCUGUACUGAGGAAGACCGAUCCUCGCUAUACCUGUCAGCGUGAGUUUGCCCUCAAGCACCUUCCCAACGACCCCAUGUUCAAGCUGGUAGCUCAACUCUACAAGAUCGUACCCAACGUGCUUCUGGAGCAGGGCAAGGCUAAGAACCCCUGGCCCAAUGUAGAUGCCCACAGCGGAGUCCUGUUGCAAUAUUAUGGCAUGACUGAGAUGAACUAUUACACUGUGUUGUUUGGCGUAUCCCGGGCUUUGGGCGUCCUCUCCCAGCUGGUGUGGAGCAGAGCGCUCGGCUUCCCUCUGGAGCGUCCCAAGUCCAUGAGCACGGACGGACUCAUGGCUCUAGUUGGGGCCAAAUCAGGCUAGAGAGGGACCAUGCCAGCGAAGUGGGGACAGGGAGGGGAGGAACUUAAAAUAUUAGAAACAAGACCCUGGGCUAAGGGAUUUAAAGAGACGGUACACUUAAAUUUCAUCUAAAAAAGGCCUUUAUUAAUAUAACGUCAAGAUUACACAUGCCAUUUACACUUUAUUAGUCUUUCUUCCCCAAAAUGCAUAUUUAAACUUUUUCACAAGAAAUGUGUAGACGCAUUACACAGUCAUUGCUUGCGGUCACUCCUCUUAAGUUUUCCUGCAGAUUUUUCCGACCGUAUGACGCAGCUAUGGAUGUAGCGAGGUGGUUUGAUGGAGAAGGCUGUGUUAUUGUCCAAGAACACAGUCGAGAGUGAUGCGUCUUUCCAGAAAUCACCUCUCCCCUUAUUUAAACUAAUGUCUAUUAAAUACUAGUUCAGAAGAGUUAGUUCGCCUGGUAUGUAAAUAAAGCCUUUAUCCUCA